AUGAGCAGCAUGCGCAACCCGCGGAAAUGGAGCAGUGGUGGCCAUGCGCUCUCGAUCAUGAGCUACAACGUCCUCGCGCAGUGCUACGUGCGCUCGUCCUUCUUCCCGUACUGCGACAGCAAGGCGCUGCGCUGGAAGAACCGCAGCCAGCUCCUCAAGAACCAGUUUGCUGCCCUUCCGCACCGCCCCGACGUCAUUUGCCUCCAGGAGUGCGACCAGUACGAGACGUUCUGGAAGGACACGAUGGCGUCGAUGGGCUAUGCGGGCAUCUACGCGCAAAAGACCAGCGCCAAGCAAGACGGCGUCGCGAUCUUCUGGCAGCCCGACCGACUCGAGCUCUUGCACAGCGAGCACGUCCACCUCAAGCACGCUGCUGCCAACGCGAUCGACGCCGACCUCGGCCGCCGGCUCCUCGCACGGGAUAACGUCGGGCUCGUCGGGCAGUUUCAGUCGACUGUCGACGGCGCGCAGAUCGUCGUUGCGACUACCCACCUCUUCUGGGACCCGAAAGAGGCCGACGUCAAGCUCGCGCAGACGCAGCACAUGUUGGCUGCGAUCGCGUCCUUCACUGCCACGCGCGGUGGCAGCGUCUUCUUUGCCGGUGACUUCAACUCGCUGCCCGACAGCGACGUGUACAAGCACAUCACAGCGACGUACGCCAGUGCGUAUGCGGCGUACGCGGGUGGUGGUGAGCCGGCGUUCACCAACUGCAACGGCGUCAACGCCGACGGGUCGCCUGCGUUUGUGGGGACGCUCGACUACAUCUUCUACGACCGCGCGAGGGUCGACGUUGCGGGCUUGGCACCGCUCAUGUCGUUGGCCGAGGCCACGUGCGAAGGCGCCUUGCCCAACCGACACGUGGGCUCAGACCAUCUCCCGCUGCUUGCCGAGUUUGUGGUCAAAGCGAGCUCGUAG
This is a messenger RNA of Saprolegnia diclina VS20, 915 nucleotides long. RefSeq lists its product as hypothetical. Gene Ontology annotation, biological process: nuclear-transcribed mRNA poly(A) tail shortening. Gene Ontology annotation, cellular component: CCR4-NOT complex; cytoplasm; nucleus. NCBI's taxonomy places the organism in Eukaryota, Oomycota, Saprolegniomycetes, Saprolegniales, Saprolegniaceae. Gene Ontology annotation, molecular function: poly(A)-specific ribonuclease activity. The record is from RefSeq and is a predicted model, not a curated record. The transcript is spliced from 8 exons. Bases 1 to 915 code for a protein of 304 amino acids.